UAGAACUUCUGAAAGCCUACCGAACCGCGCAUUCACGAGUCCUUUCGAUCGAGCCGUUUGAAGCAGCCUUACGAGAGAAUACCCCGUUAACGUCCAUCAGCGAGCCGAAACCCUUCACGGAGUACUUGAAUCAGAUUUCUUUGAAGGGAGAUAUGGUUACGGAGGAGCUCAAGCGAAUCACGACAGAGAGAGACGACUUCAAGAAGAAAUUGGAGGAAGCUCAGAAAUCUACUAAGAACGAAAACGCACCGUCGAAGGAAGGAGAGAAUGGCGAUUCUACGAAAGAUGCGGAUGCUACGAAAGAGGGCGAGACCGAAGAAUUCUUUUCCUUCGAUAACGAAAUUCCACGCAUCGAGUCCGAGCUGAAGGAGAAACAGGAGGAGGUUGAAACACUCAAAUCGCAGACGGAGAACCUCAAACGUGACCUUUCUAUUGCGCGCGAGUCUACCGAAGGCAUGGUACAGAACUUGGAAACUGCGACUCGCGAUUUGGGAGAAUUGCGCGAGGCCAAGGACAAGCAGGAUACCGAGGUUGAAGAACUCAAGAAGUCCAAAAAGGAGGAAAUUGACGCCCUGAAGGAUAAACUUGCAAGCUCGGAGACUGCGAUGAAGAAGGCCAACGCCGAAGUCGAAAAACUCAAGACCGACUUGACCCAGAAGACGGAGGAAAUAGAGAAGCUUCGUACGCAAGCCUCCACGUCCGAGGGCAACGAUGAACAGUCGAAAGAACUCAACUCCAAGCUUGAGGAAGCCAAGAAGGAAAAGCAGGGUCAUGAGAAGCGACUGGGUGUCUUGCAAGGUCUGGUGGACAAGCUUCAAUCCCAGCUCAAGGAAACCGAAGCUUCCGUUUCGAGUCUCAAGACCGACACCAGUGAGAAGACGGAAGAGUUGAACAAGCUCCAAAAUCUCAUUAGCUUCCUUGAUGGUAACUUGACGGACAACGCCAAAUGGCAGUCGACCAAGGACAAGAUCUCGAAGGGUCAAGAGGCGGACUUUGAGGAACUCCGAAAGAGCUUGGCACCGGAACCUGAAACCGCCCCAGAGGCCCCAGGGCCAGAGACCCAGGCUACCCAAUCAGCUGCGUCUGCCCCCAGCACCGGUGGUGGAAAGAAGAAGAACAACAAAAAGAAGAAGAAGGGCGGUAAAGCCGGAGAGGAACCUAAACCAGCACCAGCCGCCGCGGCUCCAGCGCCCGAGGAGACCAAAUCAUCCAAAUCCGACUCUGGCGAAACCUCUAAGAAGCUCAACGAACUGGAGGCGAGGAUCGAAUCUCUCACGCGUGAACUGGGAGAAAAGGAAGCGGCCAUCGAUCGUCUCAGCAACAAGCUCAAGGGUGAGGAAGACCUGAAAGAGGAGAUCGAAUCACUACGCGACGAUCUGCUCAACAUCGGCCAGGAGCACGUUGAAUCAAAAGAUAAGAUUAAGGAGCUUUCAGCAGAGAAGACAGCAUUGGAGGGGACUAUUUCUAAGCUGGAGAAGGAGCUGGCUGAAGUGCGCACAAGCACUGCCUCCCAAUCAGCAGACUCUGAGAAGGCGCACAAGGGCCUGAAGGAAGAAUUCGAGACCUUGAAAUCGAGAUCUGCAACGCUCGAAAUUGACCUCUCUGCGGCACAGCAGUUGGCUGCUACCCGAUUCAAGGAUAUGACAGACUUACGGGAAACUCUUCAAAAACUGCAACCGGAAUUGAGGAACUUGCGAUCCGAGUCAUCUGAACUCAAGUCUACGCAGGAUACUCUUUCGCGCAAAUCGGCUGACUUGAAGUCUCUGGAAAGCAAGCAUGAUGGUUUGCGUGCGGAUGUGAAGAACCUCAAGUCGACGAUAUCCGACAGAGAUUCUGAGAUUAAGACGCUUAAUCAAAAGAUCCGACAGGAGACUGAUAGUCGUUUGAAGGCCGAAGAGGGAUUGUCGGUUGCUCAGUCAGACUUGAGGUACUCCGAAAGCAAGAAGCAGGAAGCGUUUGAGACGCGGGAGAAGAUGUCAGCAGAGCUCUCCAAGGCCCAAGAUCAACUAAAAUCAGCCCGAACCAAGCUCCGAGACGUCGAGGGUCAAGCCGCCCAACUGGGCAAAGAACUCAACAGUCUGAAGGAGGAGAUCGAACUGAAGACCGCCCAACAAUCCAGCGCCCAAAGUCUGAUGAACAGCAUGCGCGACCAAGGUGCGGAAAUGGGCAUGCAGAUGAAGGAGGCCCGGGAGCGCUGCGAAAGCCUGGAAGAAGAAUUAGCUGAUGCUCACCGACUCCUGAGCGAGCGCACCCGCGAAGGCGAGACGAUGCGCCGCUUGCUGAACGAUAUUGAAAGCCGCGCCGAGGGCAAGGUCCGCGACUUCAAGGAGCGAAUGGAAGCAGCCAUUGAGGAGCGAGACCGCGCUGAGGAGGAUGCAAGCACACAAGGUCGCCGCCGGGCCCGAGAACUAGAAGAUCUCAAGGGCAAGGUCCGCGAAGCCGAAAAGUCCCUGCGCACUGCCGAAAACGACAAGGAAGAACUGGAGCACUCCCAGAAAGACUACAGACGUCGUCGUGAUGAACUCGAAGGCCAAUGGGAACGAUCGACAAGUGAAUUGAACGAGAUGCGUCAGGCCAUGACACGCCUGCGCGAUUCCCUCGACGAGAGCGAGAAGCAGGUCCGCGAUUUGGAGAAGGAGAAAGCUGAACUGCGUCGGUCAGUCGAGGAGACGAACAGCCGGCUGGAAAAGCUACGUAAAUCCAACCGGGCUCUUGUAGACGAGGCGCGUCUGGGACAAGGGCCGCGGUCGUCGCGAUCUUCAAUGGACUCGGGUUCAAGAAGGCCGUCUGCGACGCCUGUCUCUAGUGAUCGUAGCCCGUCUGUUCGGAGGACUGAGACUCCUGGUCCGAAUAUCGACUACAUCUAUUUGAAGAACGUGCUUCUGCAGUUCUUGGAGCAAAGGGAUAAGAAUUACCAGAAACAAUUGAUCCCGGUUCUGGCGAUGCUGCUCCAUUUCGAUCGGUGAGUCUCCCAUUUAAUGCAACUACAGUAGAUUAGAAACAGUGGAAGCUAACUAUAACAGGACUGAUGAGCAACGAUGGAUGUCCGCGAUUUCGUCCAAAUGAGCUGUUUAUGGUUAUUGAUGUCAUGUAACUUUAAUGCUGUGCUGCCCUUCUGUAUAUUUUACCGUGCCCAUGGAAGCGUUCUUGGUUAUAUCAGUGGUUCAUCGUGUCUCGGAACCGGCGUAACAGAUUCUGUAGGAAGUUCUUUGAAAUAGAUGUACAUCGCUCGAUAGUCUCACG
Molecule: messenger RNA, 3243 nt
Organism: Aspergillus glaucus CBS 516.65
Lineage: Eukaryota; Fungi; Ascomycota; Eurotiomycetes; Eurotiales; Aspergillaceae
Product: putative vesicle-mediated transport protein (Imh1)
Exons: 1
Coding region: 153-2966 (937 amino acids)
Cellular component (GO): Golgi apparatus
Source: RefSeq, a predicted model, not a curated record